Procambarus clarkii (red swamp crayfish) is the source of this 2024-nucleotide messenger RNA. Its product is annotated as UPF0235 protein C15orf40 homolog. Lineage: Eukaryota; Metazoa; Arthropoda; Malacostraca; Decapoda; Cambaridae. Gene Ontology annotation, cellular component: cytoplasm. The record is from RefSeq and is a predicted model, not a curated record.
CUCAUGACACUCAGGGCUCACGCCUCACCCUCAGGACACUCAGGGCUCACACAGCAGGCCUCAUGACACUCAGGGCUCACGCCUCACCCUCAGGACACUCAGGGCUCACGCAGCAGGCCGCCGCACACUGCGCCGCGCCACAACUGUACGGAAGCUUGGGAAUCAAGUGCAGUAUAUCUUCCUCCCUGUACACCUGAGAAGUGAUCAUCUUAUUGGUAGGCAGCCAAGACAGUUGGCCCAUGUUGGCAAGAAGUGGUGGACGCACCCACCUGUGUUCCUCUCUUCUUCUUCCCAACAUUUUCCAUCCAAAUACUACUAUUUGGAGGACCAAAAUAAUGGGAAAGAACAAAGCUAAAGGAAACUCCUCAAAGGGAAAAAAUGAGCAGGCAGUGUCUGGAUGUAGCGAAGCUGUGAAACAUGAUGGUCCAAUCUCCAGUGACAAAUCUGGCAAUGUGGUUAUUAAGAUCUUAGCUAAACCAGGAGCGAAGGAAAAUGGAUUUACUGACAUUAGCACUGAGGGUGUUGGUGUUCAGAUUGCUGCACCACCCACAGAAGGGGAAGCCAAUACAGAGCUGGUCAAGUUUCUGGCUUCUGCACUAGGAGUUCGGAAGAGUGAUGUAAGCUUAGACAGGGGAUCAAGAUCACGACAGAAGACAGUGAAAGUGAGUGGGACAUCUGUAGCUGAUGUGGAGCAAAAGCUGAAAAAUUGUUGUAAAUAAGUGAACACUUUAGUUUUUUUUAUUCCAUUAUUUAUUCUACAAGUUAUUUGUGUGAAUUUGUGCAAUGGCACAUUACCAGGAUCUGAGAGAUAAAGAUUAAAGCACCCUGGUGUAAACUUUAUACAGAAAAUUCUUAAAACAUUUUCUGUGUUCCAUUCACCUGGGCUGUAGGAGUCUCGAACUGUGGACCCCAUGAGUGUGAGGCAGAAGCUCUAUUGACUGGGCUAUGAGUAAUCUUAAUAAGGAAAGUUUCCAGAAGCAACGUCCUGCUGCCAAACUGGAUUUUUUUACUUUCCCUGACUACUGUACUACUUAGACUCUGAGGAAUUAGUGUUUCACACCAACGUCUUAUAAAUUGUCAUCAACACUUCCGUGGAAAUAAACAUUCCAUUCACCUGGGCUGUAGGAAUCUCGAACUGUGGACCCCACGCGUGUGAGGCUGAAGCUCUACCGACUGGGCUAUGAGUAGUCUUAAUAAGGAAAGGUUCCAGAAGUUGCAUCCUGCUGCCAAACUGGAAUUUUUAACUUUUCCUGACUAAGACCGAGGCUCAGAGGAAUUACCUCUGGGGUCCACGAUUUAAGAUUCCUACAGCCCAGGUGAAUGGAAUGUUUAUUUCCACAGAAGUGUGGAUGACAUUUUAUUUUCUGUGUUAUUACCUUUGAUGUACUGAAGUUUGGAGGUACAUAUGUACUUUGAAUAUUAAAAAGUAGAGUUCUCGGCUUGCCUAACAUUGUUACAUAUUUAUAAAAUAGAAAAAUCUUUGUCAUGGCUAGCUUAAUGCAUUUGAUGCCAAAAUCGAUACUAGAAUUCCCAUUUUUUUAUCAGAAUCUCAAGUAGAUCCUCCCUUAAUUCCCUAUUUUUCUUUUACAAAUAUAGAUGGCUUUUACAAAGCCAUCUAUAUUUAGGGGUUAUUUAAAAUAUAACAAGUGUCAAAUGGCUAGGAUAUACAUCUUUUCCUCAAGCUGGAGUAGAAUAGACAUUGACUACAAGCCUGAGUUUAUAAGAAUUGAAAAAUACUGUUGUCAAUGAUCCAUUUAUUGCAGUCUUUUAUAUUGAAUGUUACCUUAUUUGCUGAGUGAGUAUAUAUUAUAAUUUGUAAUGUCAGUUCAAAGAGCUUAAUUUUACCACUCUGAGGCAUUUCAGAAUUCAAAAUGCAUAGGAUUUCUUGACCCAAAAUAUUCCCAGAUUGCAGUGUAGUGUUAAAUUACACUGUACAGUACAUUAUUGUACUUGGUAAUGGUCUUGGACACAUAUUCUGUUUAUAAUAUUUUAAUAUUUUUUUCAUAAUAAAAAAAACACAAAUU